AUGGCCGGAAUGAAGAUGCUUCCUGCCUCCUUUGCCCGUGACUCUGUACCCCUGCACUUGCGUGGCGAGUCUUUGGACCAGGUGAGGCUGGUUUGGCUGGUCCCGAUACUGGCCCAGCUGGUUGAGGCGAACUACUGGGAACAGCUCAGCCCGAGUGGCACGCCGCCAUCCGUGCGGUUUCGGCACGGAGACGCCGCGGUGUGGAGCCCGGCUGCGCACGGCUUCUACGUGUUCGGUGGGGAGGAUGAUAACGGCAACCUUCUCAACGACUCGUGGAUCUACCGGAGAUGCGCUUUCUUCGUGAAGUACUGGGCCACCUUCCAUGUGAACUACUGGGAACAGCUCAGCCCGAGCGGCACGGCGCCAUCCGGGCGGACUCACCACACCGCGGUGUGGAGCGCCGCUGCGAACGGCUUCUACGUGUUCGGUGGGUAUGAUGGAGAUGCCCUCUUUUUUUGUGUGAAGUACUGGCAAAUCCCAGCACCACGGGGCGUUCUCCUUGGGGCCACCUUCCAUGUGAACUACUGGGAACAGCUCAGCCCGAACGGCACGGCGCCAUCCGUGCGGUAUGGCCACACCGCGGUGUGGAGCCCGGCUGCGAACGGCUUCUACGUGUUCGGUGGAAAUGGUGGUGGCAGCAGCAUCCACGACCAGCUCAAUGACUUGUGGUUCUGGCGUGAGGCCAGCGAGGGUGUGGUCUUACAAGAGAUGCUCAGGAUGCACUUUUUUGUGAAGUACUGGCAAAUCCCAGCACCACGGGGCGUUCUCCUUGGGGCCACCUUCCAUGCAAACAGCAGCUGGGAACAGCUCAGCCCGGACGGCACGGCGCCAUCGGCGCGGCGUUUGCACACCGCGGUGUGGAGCGCCGCUGCGAACGGCUUCUACGUGUUCGGUGGGUUUGAUGAUGGUGGCAACGUUCUUAACGACUUGUGGUUCUACGGGAGUGAGGCCAGUGAGGGCCAUCGCGAGCUUUUGGCUCGUCAUGGCUCAUGCAAUGCAAGAUUCGGGAUGCACUUUAUUGUGAAGCACUGGCAAAUCCCAGCACCUCAGGGUGUUCUCCUUGGGCCACCUUCCAUGUUUCGAUUCGGUCUACACGCAGCUUUCCACGAAGAGAUGCUCAGCAUCAGGCAUGUCUCGCAGGCAAACAGCUGGGAGCAGCUCAGCCCGAGCGGCACGGCGCCAUCCGUGCGGAAUGGCCACACCGCGGUGUGGAGCCCGGCUGCGAACGGCUUCUACGUGUUCGGUGGAAAUGGUGGCCCGGGCCUGAGUGAGAGCACGUCUGGGGCAGCACCACAGCGGGCUGCGUUGCGGUGGGGGCAUCACUGA
This is a messenger RNA of Symbiodinium sp. CCMP2592, 1326 nucleotides long. NCBI's taxonomy places the organism in Eukaryota, Dinophyceae, Suessiales, Symbiodiniaceae. The record is from the annotation of a GenBank genome assembly.